Messenger RNA from Platichthys flesus (European flounder), 4060 nucleotides. Its product is annotated as death-inducer obliterator 1-like. Gene Ontology annotation, biological process: DNA-templated transcription. The record is from RefSeq and is a predicted model, not a curated record. Bases 143 to 4060 code for a protein of 1305 amino acids. The transcript has 15 exons. Gene Ontology annotation, cellular component: nucleus. NCBI's taxonomy places the organism in Eukaryota, Metazoa, Chordata, Actinopteri, Pleuronectiformes, Pleuronectidae.
CUUUCCCCGAUGUGACCUCUCGCGAGAGUUCGUGUCACCACGGCAGAGAAAAUGGAAGGCUGCGCUAGCUAACUAGCUAGCUGAGAUAAUCUCUCCGCAACUGGGAAACUGUCGUCCACACACGGAAGUCUUGGACAUCAGCAUGGACUCCAUGAAAAAUAACUGCUUCACAGAUGAUAGUAAUACAGAGGAAGAGCUGAGCCAGACAGAAGAAGCAGAGUCGAGUGUUCGGCCAUCCCUCUCGCAGGUCACAAAGUCCUGGGGCUUCAGACGGACAACCAUUGCCAGAAGAGAGUUCAUGGAAGAAGUUGGAGACCUCACACACAGCCCUCCACCUGUACGCAGGGGCAGGGCUCGUCGAACCUAUCAGACACCCCCCGCUGCUACAGAGGCCUGCAGCCCUCAGAAAGCUGCAUCUACGUCUAGGAGCGUUAUAGAUGAGCUUGAAUGGUCUGCACCUUCCUCACCUGCUUCAGAAGAGAGCAAGCCUGCCUCAGAAGCCUCUGCAGGAGGGAGUCUCGACCCCAGCUUAUGGCAGGACUUUGGGUCUGCCUUCCACACUGCUUUCUCGCUGCUAGGCGGGAAUGAGGACUUGUCAAUGGGCAUGUCAGAUGCACUUGCAGCCCCUGACAUUUUGGAGGCUACUAAUGCCAUUAAGGCUGUUUCUCCUCAGGGUAUAGAAGCUGAAGGGCCUGAUAAUAUGGAAUCUGCUGAUGAAAUGGAAAUUUCGCAGCCGCUUACUUCCGACUGUGCAUCAGACAGAAUAAGUGAUGUGGUGUUGAUCUCUAGUCAAGAGGACAGUGAUGACAUGACUCUGAUACAGAUUAAGGAGCAGCUGGCAUCCAAAGACAUUCAGGGAGACACAAAAGGUAGAGGGGGGAAAGGUGGAAGAGGAAAGGCCAGAGGAAGGGGUAGAGGCAGAGGAAGAGGUAGGGGAAAAGGGAAAGGAAGAGGCAGAGGGAGGGGCAGGGCAGUGGAGCUUCACUCAAUCAAUGCAGAUGAAGUGGACAAUGACGAUGAUGUGAUGUUUGUCAGUGCAGCUGAGCCGCAGCAGCAGUUGCAAGAGGAGAAACACGAUCCACACAUCCCUACUGAUCUAGUGAUAUCACCUGCUCACUCUGCUAUGACUCUGAGUCCUGCGCAACGAUCAAACUCAGACUGCAUAAUCAUAGACACUGACUUAGACCAGACUACCGAUGUAACUCCUGGCAAGUAUGAUGAUGCACCAGAGGAGGAGAAAUAUACAAGCAUAGCAGAAUAUUCAAGCAUAUCGGACAGUGAAGGUUAUGACUCCAAUGCUCUGUACUGCAUCUGCAGACAGAAACACAACAAAAGGUUCAUGAUCUGCUGUGACAGUUGCCAGGAAUGGUUCCAUGGCGACUGUGUUGGUGUCAGUGAGACACAAGGUAGUAAGAUGGAGAAGAAAGGGCAAGAAUAUGUCUGCCCCCCUUGCACAACCAAAAGGAAACUUCAGCCUUACCCUCAGCCAGAGCCUGAGCUAAGCUUUCCUGAGUGUUUGACACUGAGUCCUUCUGGCGAAGAAGGGGAGGAGCAGCAAUUCCUCAAGGAUGCUGUCGUGUUUGAGGAUGAGCAGGUGGAGGAGGAGGCCCCUAUGAUCAGACUAGAACCUAAAGCUGAACCUGAAGCUGAACCUGAAGCUGAACCUGAAGCUGACCCUGUACCUGAGCCUAAACCUGAAUCUGAAGCCGAGGUGGAGACAGACAGCUCUCUUCCCCUGUGCAUAGGACCCGGGUGCUUCAAGCAAGCCCUACAGGACUCUGUUUACUGUGGCACUGACUGCAUCCUUCAGCACGCUGCCUUCACUAUGAAGACACUAUCUGGCCCUAAGGUGCCGAAGUCCAGAGGACGGCUACAGAGAAAGGUUUCCAUUGCCAGACCAGCUGCAACGGGUCAGAGGUCUGUUAGGACGUCUAAGAGGUUAGCAGUGAAAGCUGAGGAAAAAGUUGAAGAGGAGGAGAUGAAGGAGGAGGAUGGAGGAAAUGGGGAGGCUGCAUCUCCCAUAUCCUGUGACCCCGUUCUCACAGAAGUUCAGGCCACUUCAAUACCAUCACCUAAGUUGUACACAGCGUCUAAUACAGACAAUGAACAAGUAGAGGCUGACAGUGAGGCUGCAACUCCCUCAAAUCAAUCUCCAGAGGACUCCUCUACAGAUACCAUUCCCUCUUCCCAUCAUGCCCCUGAGCCAGGCCCACCAAACAGAGACUCUCAAGAAGAAGCAAAAGAGCCAGAGGACAGUGGUGUGUCGAGGCCACAACCGGCUGAAUCCGAUCCCACAAUAGCACCCACUCAAGCUAUGUCUAGUCCAUCUCCGGCUGCACAAUCCCCUACCACCUCAGUGCUCAGACAUCAUGAAACCGGUGCCCUCAUGGUCACUAAGACCUCAUACGUCAUACCAAAGAAGCAGUCUGGACCUCAGCCUCCGUCAGUAUCAGCCUCAGCAUCCUGCCAGAAGUCGUCUUCAACCCUGACGCUGCUGAAUGAAACCCGUAACCUGCUUGUGCCUCCUGCGCCCAGCGCUCCCUCCUCCAGACCCUCUCAGCCCAACACCCAGGUCAGACAGAGCAUCCAGCGCUCCCUCACCGGCAUCCUGUUCAAAAGGGUGUGUGACUGUGAGGACAUGGACAUGUCUGAGAGUGACACUGCAAAGCUUGUCGCAAACAUUGAGAUGGAGAUGUUCGACAUAUUUCGCAACACAGACAGCAAAUACAUGAACAAGUACAGAACCAUAAUGUUCAACCUAAAAGACCCAAGAAACAAGGGCUUGUUGUAUCGGGUUGUACAAGGGGAUAUCAGUCCCUUCAGACUUGCAAGGAUGAGCCAGAAGGAUAUGCAGGCCACCAAGGCACCUGAACCAAGUGCAAAAGAAACAGCAGAGGUUAAGGAUGCUGCUGCUAAAGCAACACGUUUACAGCAGAAGCCGGAAGCAGUGAAGGUUGAUUUGCCCAGUUUGAAUCCUGUUAGACCUGAUAGAAGAUCCAGCAAAAGACCGGAGAGCAUGGUUGCUCCCCAGGAACAGAAGAGAACUGUUCCUUCUCUCAAGAUCAGAAUAAACCAUCCAAACCAGAGCAGCGCUACAUCCGAUUUUUUCACCUGUAUGCUUAAGGACACAACAUCAGAGCACAAAGCUCACCUCUUUGACCUGAAAUGCAAGAUAUGCACAGGCCAGACACUACCCGGGGAAGAGGAUGAACCCUCAAAGAAAAAACCCAGGAUCUCAGAAACAAAAGAAAGGAACGAACCCUCAUGGAGAAGGUACACAGGAGGUGACUCUCCUCUGCGGGCGCCACCUGACUCACCAGACAUGGACUCCCCAACAUCCUGCCUUGUCAUUGACUCUCCAGUAUUGACCAUUGAAGAAUCCCCUGCUUCUCCCAUGAGGGAUUCUCCAGCCUCCCCAACUUUAGAGUCUCCUGCUUCCCCUGUCUCAGAGUCCCCUGCAUCCCCGACUCCAGACAUUCCUAAAGCUACUACAACAAAGAAAGCAUACACACCAGUUGUGAUUCCAGCUGUCUCCACUGUGACCAUCUCAAGACGUGAUCCCCGCACUGCAGCAAGCAGGUUCUCUGCAUCGUCUAGUAGCUCCUCUGGUCCCAGCAACACAACCCUUAACCAAUCAUCCCCUUAUAUGUCUAUUAAAGAGAAUAGCUCUGCCUUGACCUCUGCAUCAGGAUCCUCACUAGCAUCGGGAUCCUCACUUCCACCAACAAAACCUUUACCGAAAUCUAUCUUAAUGAAGCCGUCGUCCGAUCCUCGACUCUAUUGCCCAUCAUCAAGGACUGAGAUCUCUGAAUCACCGGGUGCUGGAGAGACUGCUCAGUUCCUUUCUAAGCAAGAGAUAAUGUGGAAAGGCUUCUUAAACAUGCUCAAUGUCGCCAAGUUCGUAACGAAGGGAUAUCUGGUUUCAGGAUCUGCUGAAAUCCUAAAAGCGGAUCUACCGGAUACCAUACAAAUUGGGGGACGAAUCAUGCCUGAAACAGUUUGGGACUAUGUUGCAAAGCUAAAGACAUCUGUUAACAAGGCAAGCACCCGCAACAGAUGA